UCCCCCAAUGUUUAGGCGUCGGAAAACUGAGAGAGCAAAGAAUCUCGAUCAUAGAGCAGAGAGAGCACAGAGAAAGGAGAGAAGCUUUUUGCUCGAAGUCGAGAGAAGAAGAAACGUUUGAGUUCCGAUGAGUUCCGGAGGAGGAAUCGUCGCUGCACCAACAGCAGCAGCUCCUUCAAGCGGCGGUGGAAACGUGGAGUGGCACGUCCGACCACAGAACCCUAAAAACCCUGUCGUUUUCUUCGACGUCUCUAUUGGUGGCAUCCCCGCCGGUCGUAUUAAGAUGGAGCUCUUCGCCGACAUUGCCCCCAAAACCGCUGAAAACUUCAGGCAGUUUUGUACUGGUGAACACAGAAAGGCUGGAAAGCCUCUUGGCUACAAAGAAUGUCAGUUUCACAGGGUCAUCAAGGAUUUUAUGAUUCAGAGUGGUGAUUUUCUAAAGAAUGAUGGUAGUGGAUGCAUGUCAAUUUAUGGCCACAAGUUCGACGAUGAAAAUUUUACUGCCAAACAUACUGGGCCAGGACUGCUCUCGAUGGCAAAUAGUGGGCCAAACACGAAUGGAUGCCAGUUCUUCAUCAGUUGUGCAAAAUGCGACUGGCUUGACAACAAGCAUGUUGUCUUUGGGAAAGUGCUUGGUGAGGGUUUAUUGGUGAUGCGGAAGAUUGAGAACGUGGCUGUUGGACCCAACAACCGGCCUAAGCUUGCCGUUGUAAUUACAGAGUGUGGGGAGAUGUGAAAUGUUUAACCAUAUACUUUCUCACCCAAAACACUCCUUAAAGAACUUUUCUGCUGAAGGAGGAAUGUAGUGAGAGCCCAAAGCUUAUUAGUUGUAAACCUUUUACGCAUUGUGACAAAGCUAAAUCCCAAUAUGGGUUUUAAAACUAUUUUUAUCACCUUU
This is a messenger RNA of Eutrema salsugineum, 898 nucleotides long. Its product is annotated as peptidyl-prolyl cis-trans isomerase CYP22. Lineage: Eukaryota; Viridiplantae; Streptophyta; Magnoliopsida; Brassicales; Brassicaceae. Gene Ontology annotation, molecular function: peptidyl-prolyl cis-trans isomerase activity. Gene Ontology annotation, biological process: protein peptidyl-prolyl isomerization. The record is from RefSeq and is a predicted model, not a curated record. Gene Ontology annotation, cellular component: intracellular membrane-bounded organelle. The transcript has 7 exons. Bases 128 to 736 code for a protein of 202 amino acids.